This is a messenger RNA of Sander lucioperca (pikeperch), 1264 nucleotides long. RefSeq names its product adenylate kinase 2 (gene ak2). The record is from RefSeq and is a predicted model, not a curated record. Gene Ontology annotation, cellular component: mitochondrion; cytoplasm. The coding region runs from base 142 to 873 and encodes 243 amino acids. Gene Ontology annotation, molecular function: AMP kinase activity; ATP binding. The transcript has 7 exons. Gene Ontology annotation, biological process: ADP biosynthetic process. NCBI's taxonomy places the organism in Eukaryota, Metazoa, Chordata, Actinopteri, Perciformes, Percidae.
GUAAGGGGCGGGAUUUAACUGUCGUAGCAGAAAGUAGGCGGAGGAUUUUCCUUUCCUGGCUGAACUUGGCUAAAAGUGUCACCAGGACGAAACAGACAGACUUUACUAAAGUUUCUGCCCUGGUGGUCUCCCGUUAUAGACAUGGCCCCCAGCACGCAACUGAAGGAGGCGAUAGCCGAUGUGCAGGAGGGGAUUCGUGCCAUCCUGCUCGGACCACCCGGAGCCGGGAAGGGGACCCAGGCCCCUCGGCUAGCAGAGCAUUACUGUGUUUGCCACCUGGCCACCGGAGACAUGUUGAGGGCCAUGGUGGCUUCAGGCUCGGAGCUCGGCCAGAGGCUCAAGAAGACCAUGGAUGCUGGCAAGCUGGUCAGUGAUGAGAUGGUCGUGGAGCUCAUAGAGAAGAACCUGGACACGGCGCCCUGCAGGAACGGCUUCCUGUUAGACGGAUUCCCUCGCACAGUCAAACAAGCAGAGAUGCUGGACGACUUGCUGGACAAGAGACACGAGAAGCUGGACUCUGUGAUCGAGUUCGCCGUUGAUGAUUCUCUGUUGGUCCGCAGGAUCUGUGGCAGACUAAUUCAUCAGCCAAGUGGCCGCUCAUACCAUGAGGAGUUCAACCCUCCCAAAGAGCCCAUGAAGGAUGACCUGACUGGCGAGCCUCUCAUCCGCCGCAGCGACGACAACGAGACGACGCUGCACUCCCGUCUGGACGCCUACCACCGGCAGACCGUCCCUCUUGUGCAGUACUACAGUGCCAGGGGCCUGCACACGGCCGUCAACGCUUCCCUGAGUCCAGAUGUUGUCUUCGCCUCCAUCGUAGCUGCCUUCUCCGCUGCCACGGAAGAACCCGCCCGUGCCGUCGCCUCUGGUUGAAUGCUGGCCUGCUACAUUCCCACCAAGGCGAAGGAUUGGAUUUUGGCAAAAGAUCUCGGGUGGGUGGACAGACGAAGGGGGGGGAGGGAGGGGGGUCAGAAAAUGGAGGGAAUCCUUAUACUUUAUAUAAGUAAUCAUGUUGCGGUGCUAUGGGGCUUGUAGUUGUCAUAUUCCUCAUGUUUCCCCUUUUAAUAAAUCUCAUGCUUUCCCUGAAAUCUUCAAAUUCUGUGAACCUUUUUUUUUUUUCUUUCUUUUUUUUUUCUUCACCUGACCCCUCACGUUUGUAUCUACAACUGCCAUUUUGAAUUGGCAGUUGUAGAUAGAUAUUAGACUUGUUAACUAAUGAAAUGACCUAGGCCUCUUGCUGUAAAAUAAAUGAGACAAAUGCAGA